UGCUGCUCUCUGUGCGUGCUCUUCCCUGCAGUCCUGCACUGACCUCACUCAGUCCCAGCUCUCAGUCACCGCUUACUUUUCACAAACAACAUGAGUUACAGAACCUACUCGCUGCAAUCCUCCGGGCCUCUGCCAUCGGCCCACAUUUCUCUCAACCGCUCGACGCCCCCCUCCAGUUUCCGGGCUGUCAGCACCUAUGGCGGGGCUGGCGGGCAUGGAACAAGGAUCUCCUCGGCCUCCCACUCGGGAGUGCGGGGCUCCGUGGCGCCACCUGUCUCCUUCUCCUCCUUCCAGCUGAGCAGCGGCGGCGCAGGCCUCGGUGCGGCAGCCGCGGCUGCAGCCGGAUCCGGGAGCGGCAGCGCGGCCGAGAUCCUGGGGAACGAGAAGGGAGCCAUGCAGAACCUGAACGACAGGCUGGCAAACUACCUCGAGACGGUGCGUAACCUGGAGCAGGCCAACGGCAAGCUGGAGAGGCAGAUCAGGGAGUUCCUGGAGAAGAAGGGUCCCGACGGCCACGACUACAGCCGCUACAACCCCAUCUUGGAUGAGCUGCGUAAGAAGGUGUUUGACCAGACGGUGGACAAUGCCCGGCUGGUGCUCCAGAUCGACAAUGCCCGUUUGGCUGCGGACGAUUUCAGAGUCAAGUAUGAGGCAGAGCUGGCCAUCCGGCAGUCCGUGGAGGCCGAUAUUGCCGGACUGAAGAAAGUGAUCGACGACACCAGUGUCGGCCGUAUGAACUUGGAGAGUGAGAUCGAGGCGGUCAAGGAGGAGCUGAUCUUCCUCAAGAAGAACCACGACAAUGAAGUUAUGGAGCUGCGCAGCCAAAUUGCUCAGUCGGGUGUCCAAGUGGAUGUCGAUGCUCCGAAAGGACAAGAUUUGUCGAAGGUUAUGGAAGAGAUAAGAGCCAAAUACGAGAAUCUGGCACUCAAGAAUGCAGAGGAACUUAAGAACUGGCAUGAGAACCAGAUCUCGGAAGUGCAGGUCCAGGUGUCGCAGAACACAGAGGCGCUUCAGGGUGCCCGUACAGAAAUGAGCGACCUGCGCAGACAGCUGCAGACGCUCGAGAUUGAGCUGGAGUCCCAGCGGAGUUUGAAAGCGUCGCUGGAGGACACUCUGCGCAAUACAGACCUGCGCUACAACAUGGAGGUGGAGAAGUACAACAACAUCAUCAUGCAGUUGGAGGCGGAGCUGAUGCAGCUGCGCAGCAACAUCCAGCAGCAGGGCCAGGAGUACGAGGCACUGCUCAACAUCAAGAUGAAGCUGGAGGCCGAGAUCCUCACGUACAAGAAACUGCUGGACGGCGGGGACUUCAAACUUCAGGACGCUCUUGACGAGCAAGCUUCGAGAGGAAAGUGAAGACAAACGCAAAGGUCGGGACUGGAGAACUAGAGCCCUGAGCUUUCGGCAACACUUCAUUCCAUUUCUUUUAUUUCAUUUUCCAUGCCCUCGUGCCUGAACAGCUUUUUUUUUCAAUGCCGGUCAGAUAACAUACUCAGCAUAUUUUACAAGGGUAUUUCAUCAUACAGCUAUGGUCAGGUUGGACGUACUGUAUUUUUCUUGUAGUUUCAAAUAAAAGCGAGUCUCGACACCU
Molecule: messenger RNA, 1591 nt
Organism: Scleropages formosus (Asian bonytongue)
Lineage: Eukaryota; Metazoa; Chordata; Actinopteri; Osteoglossiformes; Osteoglossidae
Product: keratin, type I cytoskeletal 18-like
Exons: 7
Coding region: 91-1356 (421 amino acids)
Biological process (GO): intermediate filament cytoskeleton organization
Cellular component (GO): cytoskeleton; keratin filament
Molecular function (GO): structural molecule activity
Source: RefSeq, a predicted model, not a curated record